Messenger RNA from Vanessa tameamea, 2630 nucleotides. RefSeq names its product probable serine/threonine-protein kinase DDB_G0278845. Bases 451 to 1743 code for a protein of 430 amino acids. The record is from RefSeq and is a predicted model, not a curated record. The transcript has a single exon. Lineage: Eukaryota; Metazoa; Arthropoda; Insecta; Lepidoptera; Nymphalidae.
CAAAGUCGGUGAGUUGCUCUAACGCAUCGUAUUCGGGACGCUUGUUUUAAUAUUCAUUAUAUAAUGAACGCUCGGCGAUCGGCCGCCGCCGCCGCCGGUUGCUUUCACUCGGUCCGCUAUUAAUUACGAACAUGAUUGUGUUCAUUCGCUUCUAUUUACACAACUGUUUCGACUGCUAAAAGAUAAAGAAAAUAAGUAAAGCGCUACAUGACAGUCAUAUCUUAUCGGAACCACUCUAUUGAUCACUCAUCAUUAUAUAUCGCGGACGGCUCGCCUUAUACGGACGACCGGACUACCUUUAUUGUCCAAUUUAACGUGUAGACGUGUACUCUUUUAUAGGCGCGAUGUUACCGGUGAAGUCAUAAUGUGUGCCGUAUAAAAAUAGAAAUACAGUGUUUGCAGGAAAAUAGUAUCAAUAACAAAAGUGUUGUGGUUUGUUAUCGAGCGGAAAUGGCGGCGAAAUCGCCUACAACCAGUGUGAAGUCGCGGGAGAUGAUCGGCGAGAACCAGUUCAGUCAGCGGCGCGAGGUUUUCGAAAAGCACGACACUGUGUUUUUACCCCUACCUUCCCCGACCGCACUGACACCUACGUACAAGGAAGUCGAUCCAAUCAUUACGACUAACCACGGAAUAACAACGUCUAAUUUUAAACGCAACACUCCUGGUUAUUCCAGCAUGCGCGAAACGAGGAGCGAAGAUCGACAUUACGAAUACCGACCACGAAAAUAUUCCGACAAUUUUACGUCCGAACUCAAUCAAAGCGACGAUGUCGACCACAGAUACAGUAUGGCUGAGAGAAAUAGACGGCUUUCGAAAUUGCGAAGAGACUUUUUAAAAUCAAAUUUACAUGAACCGGGAGAAAACACGCUAACUCGAAGCGGCGUCCGUGCUUCCCUACCGACGACUAAUACUGUAUCCGCAAUAAGGUACAAAAUUGAAAAUCUUAAUAUUUAUAAAUUUCCAUUUGCUGAACCAUAUUCAACGCCGACACCUAUUCGUCGAGUUGUUGUAGACUUAGGUUCUCCAGACGAAGGAGACGGAGAAGGUGAAAACGUCGAAAAAAGAGAAAAACAUCAGAGUUUACCAAAUGAAUCACCAAAUUCACCAAAACUUGAUCAUCAAAAACUUUACGAGGAAUUAGUUAAACGUUAUUCGCCGCAACGUAAGCCUGUCAAUUGGAAUUUACCUCCAACGAGACCAAAGGUAGUAGGUUCGGUUCCAAAAUCGACAUCGAGUGCCGGCGAUAGCAUUGAUAGUAACGAUAAAAAAGAUUCUGAAGCACUGAAUUAUACUGAAACAGAUGAUGUCUUCGAGAAAUCGGAAGAACAAAGUAAGACAGACCAGCAGAAUAAUAAUAAUUCAAACGAGAAACCAGCGACAGAUAUCAAAACAAACGUAGAAAUCCUACAUAAUGGUGCUGAAAUCAAACAAAAUUUAAACAAUACAAACAAUAAAGACAUUACCAGUAAAACUAAUGAUUCCAAAGUAUCUUUAUCCGAAUUAGAAGAGAAUGACUACGUACCCGAAUUAUCAACGGUUAAACGACAACUUAGUAGAGAAUCUGCAAAGAAAGUACCAAUCGAUAAUGUUGUCGAUCUAACCAUUCCAGCCUUAAUCGAAAAAAUGACCGCAGAGGGUGAACAAAUACAAAACCAUAAAGAGGAUGGCAAAAAAGUGAAGAGGAAGAGGAGUUUCCUUGACAAACUUCUCGGUCGCAAUAAAGGAAUUAAGAAAGAAAAUUAAGAAUAAGCAAAAACACUACAACAAAGUCCUGCCAAAGAUUUUAUCCAAGUUGUCCAUUUUUUAAACAGAACUGGAGCGUCCCAUUAAAUAUAAUUUAAAAUUAUAUAUAUUAUAUAAAUGGAAAAUAACUUGAAAUGCUGUUUCCAAGGUAGGUCCGGCUUUAAGAACAUGACAUGACGUCAGCGCGCCUUAUCAUUUGAUAAAAAUUGAAAUAAUUUCAUACAGAAAUAAAACUACUUUUAGAUGUGUUUAAUAAUUACAUUGGAAUACGAAGCUAACGAAGGCAGUACUUCCCUUUUUUUAUCUUAAUGCAAUAGGUUAUCUAGACUUGAUAAAUUGUAAGUGCCAUGUGAUGUGACACUCCUUGUCGACCAAAUUAUAAUUUAUUUACAAAGCUAAAUUAAAGCUAUAUUGUAAAAAAAAUGUUUUUACUUUGCUAUUGAGUGUUUGUUAAAGUAUGUUGUUUUUUUUUUACAAAUUAAGCGUUACCAUGGAUGUAAAGAAAAAUAAAAUAAUGUAAUAAUAAUUACAAUAAUUAUUUUGCAUAGUUAUUUAUUAAAUCCUAGUUUUAUAAAAGUUUCCUGUUCAAGUUUCCUUUUCAAAUGAUUCAUGUUGUUUUGCAUGUGAUAAUAUUAUAUUAAUUUACAUAUUUUAUUGUAAUGUUUUAUUGUGGCUGCAUGGGAUAUUUUUGUUAAAUCGGUCCUUAUCGUCUAAUAUUCACAGUUUAUAAUUAAUUGAAAUAGGUAGGUAUAUGAAUGAAUGUACAUAGUAUUAUUGUUAAUUAUCAAUCUUCUAAAACAUUACUUAUUGAAUUUGAAUGAGAAAAUUAGUAUUUGCUAGUUGUUAUAAGCAAAAUUAUUUUCAUUAAUAAAUGUUACUAAAAUGUA